GUAACCAAUCCGCGACAGCGUGUCUUUCGUUUCUAGUAGACCUGUGAUUAAUGAAGGGACUAGCGGAGUUUGAAUCAUAUCACAAAAGGAAACUCCGAUCCGCUACCUUUGCUCUCGUGUCGCACGCACACUAGUACCACAGCGACUAUGCACUCAUUCAAGUUAACAUUCACGGGAAGUAAGCAUCCCAGACAGUCAGAUACCUCGACUUUACCUCUCAACAAUUCCGACACAUGGUUGCCUUCCUCGCGAUUCUCACUGACGAGACGAUGUACACGUCUUUUAAUGGGUUUGAUCUUGCUCUCCUUAUUUCUCUUUUUCUCGCGCACAAAGUUAAGCCUGCCAUCUUGGCCGCAGGACCAGUCGGAACACCACUCUUUACCACCCUUGUACGAAGAAUAUCAUGACUAUGAACGACGCUUGCCCCAGCAUAACCUUUCAUUGCCUUUCCCAGAGGGACGUGAUGCAAAGUUUUUUUGGGCCGCCAACCAUGUCACUCUUUCGGGUUGGGGAAAUGCCAUGCAAGAGCUUGUAAUGAAUGCAGCGCUGGCUCAUGCAACUAAACGAGCCUUCGUGUUCGAUAAUUUCACGUGGGACCGAGAUGCUCCCGAUUAUUCAACCUUCAAUGGCAAACUCAUUCCUACCCGCAUUCCUUUGUCAGCUAUCAUCAGUGGUCCCAUAAUAGGCUCGUCGUUUCCUCCCGGGGAUGCUGCUCCUCGUGCUGUCUCACGCGAGUACUUCAAGAAAGUCUGCCCUAAUCCCACAAUCAUUGACAGCAGGAAUUUGAACGAGCAUCUUAGGCUGGACGAUAACGUACCUGCUCUGUCGAUAUUUGAGAAGUGGGUGGAUGAAUUGAAUUCCAUCGACGACCCAUGCGUCGAGAUAAAAGUCGAAUCAUAUCAACUGUUUGAGAUCUGGCUAUUUGGUUCGAAACGCAUACUUUCAAUGUGGCCCAUCCUAUCCAAUUCGCCUAUCCUCACAGAUUUUUCUUGGUCUCCGCUUAUCUUUCAGGCGUACGCGGAGAAUGCUCAUUUGUUUGCGCCGACUUCCUCGUUCUCAUUCUUCCCCUCGUUCAUGCGCCCUGCCAGUCAGUCACCGACUCCUAAAACAUUACACGACGUCAAUCCUAUCGUCAAAGCAACAGAGGUGGAUACUAUACCUGGGUUACUGGCUCUUCAUAUUCGCCGAGGCGACUUUGCGGGUCAUUGUUCACAUCUCGCCAACUGGUCCUCGAAUUGGAAUGGGUUCAACCAGUUUUCUGCUCUCCCCGAUAGAUUCAGAGUCCCUACGGAUGGUGGUUGGGGCGUGACCACGGAGGCAAACACGAACAUGUACUUCAGAGCGUGUUUCCCAACGAUUGAGCAGAUCGUCGAGAAAGUGCAGAACGUGCUUGCUGAUCAAAAGCGUCUAUAUGGAUCUGCAAAGGAGUUGAAGAGCAUAUACGUUAUGACGAAUGGAGACGUAGAGUGGCUGCAACAGCUUAAGGAGGCCCUCAUGCAGGUGAAGAAAUGGGAUGCUGUUGUCACCAGCAGGGACGUGAAGUUGAGCUGGGAGGCAAAACCUGUCGCACAGGCCGUGGACAUGCUGAUCGGUCAAGGUGCUCAGGUGUUGAUAGGUAACGGGUUUUCCAGCCUGACAUCUAACAUCGUGAUGUUACGCAUGUUAAGGGACAUUCCCUCGGAAGAUACUCGGUUCUGGUGAAGAUCGUUCCCGUUUAUCUGACGGCAUCUCCCAACCUUUGGGAUCACUUCGGGUUAUGGCAUCUAUUUGUCUGGCCUCCCCGCGUUACUACCAACCCUUUCACUGCAGCACAUUCGUCUUUUGUAUUAUUGCUCAGUUAUACCUCUUUUUAUAUACCCUCGAUGAUAAUUUCAUCUUCUAUCCAGGACUUGUCUUAAGGCCGUACUUUCAGAUAGUGGGAAAGCUUUGCCCGUGAGUCUAGACUGUUCGUCUCGUCCCUAGUCCAGACACAGGACUGGGGGAAAAGGGGCGACUCAGGGCAAACAGACAAAUUUCAGAACCGAGUGAAAUUCGGCAUGUAAAUGAUCCGGGCAGACAUUUCAUUAUAUUUAUUCCGGACAGGCACAAUUAUUUAUAAAU
Suillus bovinus is the source of this 2100-nucleotide messenger RNA. RefSeq lists its product as uncharacterized. The record is from RefSeq and is a predicted model, not a curated record. Bases 148 to 1701 code for a protein of 517 amino acids. Lineage: Eukaryota; Fungi; Basidiomycota; Agaricomycetes; Boletales; Suillaceae. The transcript has 6 exons.